AUGCCGCCCAAAAAGCCCUCACCCGCCAACCCUUCUGUCUCAGCCGCCCGCUUCGUCCCCAUGGACGAAGACACACCCGGCGCCGCCCCAGCCUCGACCUCGGCCGCCACCAGCCAUCAGCCCCCACAACCAGCAGAAGGCCGCCCCGACACGUCCAUGACGACCGCCAACGCGGGCCCCAGCGGCGGCGCCGGCGGGCCCCGGCCCGAAGAAGGCAGCAGCAAGCCCGAGAAGGCGUCGGCCAAGGACAAGGACCGCGACGCCGUCACCAUUGAGGACCUCACCCUGCCGCGCUCCAUCAUCACGCGCCUCGCCAAGGGCGUGCUGCCGCCCGGCACGCAGAUCCAGGCCAACGCCAUCCUGGCGCUCAACAAGAGCGCCGCCGUCUUUGUCAACUACCUCGCCACCCACGCAAACGAACACACCCUCAACGCCGGCAAGAAGACGAUCGACCCGACGCACGUUUUCAAGGCCCUCGAGGACACGGAGCUGUCGUUCCUGAAGGAGCCCCUGGAGGCCGAAUUCGCGAAAUACGCCCAGACAAAGUCGGAGAAGCGCAUCGACUACCGCCGGCGCCAGCGCGAGGGCUUCACCGGCGCCGGCGGCCCCGCGGCCUCGGCGGCAGGGACCGGCCCCGGAGACGACUCCCACAUGGGCGACGUGUCGACCAUGUCGGCGCCGGGGCCGGAUGACACGUUCACCGCCGCCACCGGGGAUGCUGCCACCGGCGGCGAGGCGCGCGAUCAGCCACGGGCCAAGAAGGCGAGGAUCGCGGUGGGGGCGGGGGCCGCCGCCGCCGCCGCCGCUGCUGCUGCUGGCGGGGUCGGAGCGGCGGGUGGUGACGACACGGAGCCGGAGGAGGCGGCGGAGGAGGAAGGCGAGGACGGCGAUGAGACGGAUGAGGCGGAGGACGACGACGAGGAGGCAGAGGACGAUGAGGAGGAGGAGGAGGAAGAAGAAGGGGACAGUGAAGCUGACGAGACGGUCGAUGCUCUGGAAGGAGACGAGGACAGGGUUGACCGGGAGGAGGCUGACGAGGCCUUGGAUGGCAAUGACAGUGAUUAA
Molecule: messenger RNA, 1065 nt
Organism: Verticillium nonalfalfae
Lineage: Eukaryota; Fungi; Ascomycota; Sordariomycetes; Glomerellales; Plectosphaerellaceae
Exons: 3
Coding region: 1-1065 (354 amino acids)
Biological process (GO): leading strand elongation; DNA damage response; heterochromatin formation
Cellular component (GO): epsilon DNA polymerase complex; CHRAC
Molecular function (GO): protein heterodimerization activity; chromatin DNA binding
Source: RefSeq, a predicted model, not a curated record